Molecule: messenger RNA, 4714 nt
Organism: Argiope bruennichi
Lineage: Eukaryota; Metazoa; Arthropoda; Arachnida; Araneae; Araneidae
Product: EH domain-containing protein 1-like
Exons: 2
Coding region: 114-1709 (531 amino acids)
Biological process (GO): endosomal transport; endocytosis
Cellular component (GO): cytoplasm; plasma membrane
Molecular function (GO): calcium ion binding; GTP binding; protein binding
Source: RefSeq, a predicted model, not a curated record
CAUUUUUCCCCCUUCCUUUUCCAGUCUAGUCUCGAUUUCGUGGGGCGUUGAGUUUGAUUGCUGUCUACAAAGUUGAUUCUUGACAAGGCACAAGGUCUUCCAGAAUUUCCAAAAUGUUUAGCUACCUUACGAAAGAUUCUAGACGUCAUCCACCAGAUCUCUACAACAAUGUUGUGGAAGGUUUGAAGAAGAUCUACAAGUUAAAAAUAUUACCUUUAGAGGAACAUUAUUUGUUUCAUGAAUUUCAUUCUCCACCUUUAAAUGACGCCGAUUUCGAAGCAAAACCCAUGAUUUUGUUGGUAGGUCAGUAUUCUACGGGAAAAACUACGUUCAUUAAAUAUUUGCUUGAGAAAGAUUUUCCUGGAAUACGUAUUGGUCCAGAACCUACUACAGAUCGUUUUAUCGCUGUGAUGUACGGGGAACAAGAAAGUAUCAUUCCUGGAAAUGCUCUUGUUGUUGAUCCCAAGAGACAGUUUCGCCCACUUAGUAAAUUUGGUAAUGCAUUUUUAAAUAGGUUUCAGUCUUCUGUUGUUAACUCGGAAGUUUUGAAAAGCAUUACUAUCAUUGAUACUCCUGGUAUUUUAUCUGGUGAGAAACAGCGAGUUGAUAGAGGCUAUGAAUUUACUGGAGUCUUAGAAUGGUUUGCCGAAAGAGUCGAUCGUAUAAUUCUUCUGUUCGAUGCACAUAAAUUAGAUAUUUCGGAUGAAUUCAGGCGCAGUAUUGAAGCUUUGCGUGGACAUGAUGAUAAAAUUCGCAUUGUUCUUAAUAAAGCUGACAUGGUGGACAGCCAACAACUGAUGCGUGUGUAUGGUGCACUUAUGUGGUCUUUAGGUAAAGUUCUCAAUACCCCUGAAGUGGCUCGUGUUUAUAUUGGCUCAUUCUGGGAUCAACCCCUUAAUUAUGAUGCUAAUAGAAAAUUGUUUGAAGCUGAAGAACAAGAUAUGUUUAAAGAUAUACAAAGCCUACCAAAAAAUGCAGCCUUGAGGAAAUUGAAUGAUCUAAUCAAGCGUGCACGAUUAGCUAAAGUGCAUGCAUACAUCAUAAGCUCUUUAAAAAAUCAAAUGCCAUCAGUCUUUGGAAAAGAAGCGAAAAAGAAGGAACUUGUCAAGAAGUUAGGCAAUAUCUAUGCAGAAUUACAGAAAGAGCACCAGAUACCACUGGGGGAUUUUCCAGAUAUGAAAUUAAUGCAAGAGAAAUUGCUGCAACAAGAUUUUGACAAAUUCAAUACUUUGCGACCCAAACUUUUGGAAAAUGUUGACAUAAUGCUUCGGGAUGAUAUUUCCAAAAUAAUGCAGAUGAUUCCACGUGAACAAGAAGAGCAGAUUGAAAAUGCUCCUGUACAGGGAGGUGCCUUGAAUGCUUUAAAUGAUAAUCCAUUUGGCCAUGGCCGUGGAGAAGGAGCAGAUGCUGGUUCUCUUCAGGUCGACUGGGUAGUAGAGAAAGAUCGUUUCAAAUUUGAUGCGAUCUUUAAUCGCUUGAAUCCUGUAGAUGGAAAGAUCACUGGUGCAGCAGCGAAGUCAGAGAUGGUCAAAUCCAAACUUCCAAAUACUGUCUUGGGUAAAAUUUGGAAGCUGUCCGACAUUGACAAAGAUGGGCAAUUGGAUGCUGAUGAGUUUGCACUAGCCAUGCACCUCAUAAACGUGAAACUAGAGGGUCAUGAUUUACCACAAGAACUGCCAGAACAUUUAAUUCCUCCUUCAAAAAAAUAAUUUUUGUAAAAUGCACAUGUUUGUUGGUGCUUUUUGUAUGAAUUAAAAUAGUAAUGGAUUUUUAUACUUAUAAAAAUUCUUUGUUCAUAAAAUUAUUUAAAAUUACAUCUUUUUCAAAUCAAAGAAUUCAUUUGCAAUAUGUUAUAUAUGAAUUAUAAUAAAGAACACUUUGUCUUAUAGAUUUUUAAAAUAUUUCACUCUUCAUAUUAUUUCAGUUGGGGAAAAAUGAAGCAAAGCGUUAAGUGGCCAAAUGUUUUUUUUUUUAAUUUAUAUAUAUAUAUAUAUAUAAUAUAAACACAUAAAAUGCUACUUUUGUGAUAGUAUUUAAUGUAGUAACUUGUUCUUCGCAUGCAUGUAUUUAUGUAUAUUCUUUUUUUUUUUUUGAGAAAUUGUUACGAAAUAUUUACAUACCUUAAUUGAAAGUAUUAAAUAUUUUGUAUGAAUUUCUAUUAUACAUUUUCAUUUGUAUUAAAUGCAUGACAUUUGUUAAUUUUUUUUAAAAAAAUUCCUUUUUAUUUUCUACUAUUUUAUUAAAAGUUGAAACUUGGGUACUAUAUUGAUAAAAUUAUUACAUCGGUAAAUUUUUUAUAUUCUGUAAACAGUAUGUUUGUAAAUUGAAUAAAGUAUUUAUGUCCUAGAUUUUCAUUAAAAUUUUUUUUCUGUACACCAUUGUUUUAAAGAAAAUCAUCACAGGAAAUAAUUAAGUAUGAUGAAGUAUUUUUAAUGUAAUUUUGGUAUUUUGAUUAUUAAGACCUUUUUUUUUCAAUGAUAUUUCAGUAUUAACUUGUAUUCUCAAUCUUUUUGCUAUUUUGUCUUAUGAGUGUUUACUAUUUAUUAUUUGUGUAAUUCAUGUUCCCGUUUUUUGUUUAGUAUUCCCAAUUUUUUUUCCAUAUACUAAUUAGAUUUUCUACACAAUCCAUCAAGUUAAUUUUUGGUCUGUUGUAACAUUUUCUUUCUUUUUGAAAUUAUUUAAUAUAUACUGGUUUAAAGUUAAAUGAUUGUAUCCUUAAAAUGCUGCACUGUUUGGCUUCUAAGUAACUGUGUAAUACCAUAUUUUGAGUUUAAGUAGGUAAAUAUUGUGAUAAUGAAAUUAUUAAUUUUUCAGAUAUUUAUACUUUUUAAUAUUGAUAAUUUUUACUGAAUUCUGCAUUUUUUUUUAAAAAAAAUUAAUAUAAUGAUUAACUGUGACAUGUUUUUAGACCUCUGAAAGAAAGAAAUUAAUUAUUGACAGGUGUCAGUUCCUUUUAUAAUCGGACUGUAGGACCCUGUCUGCGACAUAAAUCUUUCAAAUCCAAUAUAUAUUUCUAUAUCUUGUGAUAUUUGACUUCAAAUGAAAUACAAUAAUGUAAUGCAUUUCUUAUGACUCAAAUUUCUAAUAAGUAUUGAUCAUGUUUAAAUAUGCUUAAAUGAUAUUUCUUUUUCAAUUUUUAUUAAAAUACACUUAAUUGAAAGAUGUCAAUAAUAGAAAAAAAUGAAAGUUACUAUAGUUCAUUUUUAUACUUAUGUUUAUUCACUUUAAGCGCAAUAUUCUCAUUGAGAUUAAGAUGUGCCGUUUUAGAAAGUUUCUCUUUACUUGUAAAUUGGUUUCUUUAAUUUCAUGCUGCUUUUCAUAUUGAAACUUUCAUAUUAAAAAUGUUAAAUUUUAUAUGAAAAAUGUUAAAUGAAUGAAAAAAAAUGUUAAAUUUUAUCUGACUUGUAAUUAUUGUAAUCCACCAGAGAGAAGAAUUUAGUAUCUUCUGUAUGUGGAGAGGAGGAUAGCGAAUGCUUCUUUAAUUUUAUAAAGUAUUUUUUUUAAUGUGUUUAAAAGGAUAAUCAGGAUAAAUAACUAAGGAAAGCUGUAGACUGAAUAUGCAUGUAUAGCUGAAAAUUUAUAAUAAAUUUGAUUUUGGGUUAUAUUUUAAUUAUAAAUUAUUUGAUAAAAUAGUAUAAUAAAAAGUAAAAUUUGUUUGCACCUGCACAUUUAAAAACUCAUUACAAUUUUCCUUUAUUUAAAAUUAUUCUACAUGAGAACUAGAUACAAGCAUUCUUCUUUCCAUUUUAUCAAUAUUUCUGCAAUUAAUGAUUUUAGACAGGUUAAAGUUGAAAUAAUUGUAUUUGUGCCUUAACUUAAGAGUUUAGAAUCUCGCUGAUAAGAAUAGUAAAAUGAAAUAUGCAUUUGAACUAUCUUAAGUUCAUAAAAAUAGAUUUUUUUUUUUUUUAAUUUGUCAUGUUACUACACUGUAGGUGGCUAGUCAUAUUGCUGGAAAGAAAAUAGAAAUAAUUCAAGAAGUAUUUUGCCAUGUGUUGUCUGAAAAAUGUAUUGCAAAUUAAAUUUUGCUUAUUGUAACCUUCUAAAUUUCUAGUCAGAAAACAAAUUACUUUAAUAAACAUGUGCCUUCUAUAGCUUAAGUAUAUAUAUUUUUUUAUCUGUUUUGUACCUUUUGCAUUUAUACUAUUCUGGGACCAAAACUUGGUGCUGUGAGAGAACGAUUUAAUGUAGAUCCACAUUCUAAAACGUAUACAGUUUCAACAGUAUGCACAUAUUUUGAAAGUAAUUUUGUCUUCGGUAAACAUUGGGAUCUCAGUUUUGUUUUUGUUUGGAAUGUUGAACUGUGUUCUUACCAAAAAUAUUUUUGUAUUGUAUCUUACUUAAUACUUUAUUUCUGAAAUGUUCUUCAGAAAUAUUUUGUUUUGAGGUUUAUCAAAUUUUCUAAAUGUUUGCUUAUGGAAUCAAAGUGAGCUUACUGCAAUAGAUAUAUUUUAAAAAAAUGUUUGCAUUCUCUUCUAUUCUUAUAAAUUUGCCUUUUUUCCCCCCAUUAAUGAGCAUAACAUUAAUUUUGGUUUAAAAAUGAAUAUUGGUUCUAAUACUCAUUAAUUCAAUUAUAACAUUGGUCUACUAUUUCGUUUAUAUUGAAAAUUUUUAAAUACUUAAUUUAAUGCAAAUUACAAAUUCAAUAUAUAUUUUAUUGCAUAGUUAUGGAAUUAUAUAAUUGUUAUCGCUUUUUUUAAAAAAUAAAAGUUAUUUU